GAAACACCAAAAACUCGCGCCACCGCGUUCACUUGAAGCACCCCACUCAAAAGGCAGCCAAGCGACGCAGCGAACAACACCCACCACUCCCCCUCCCCUUCCCCGCCUCUCACGCGCCCAAAACCUCGCACCUACAGCGAGACCCACACCGAAAAACCCGCCCACCAUGUCCUUCUUUGCCAAGCUCGGCUCAGACUCGAGCGACAACUCGGACUCGGAGGACGAGUCCCUCCGCUCCGGCUCCGAGGACGAGAAGCCCCAGCGCUCCAACUUCCUCCGUGGCGGCGAUGACAGCGAUGACAGCGACGACGACAGCUCGGACGAGGAGGAGGAGAUGAGCGACGACGACUCGGACUCGGACGUUGGCGGUGGCGCGAACAAGUUCUUGCGCGGCGCCUCGUCAGAUGAGGACUCGGACGAUGAGGACGAGAAGAUCAAGGUGCUGUCCGCCAAGGACAAGCGCUUCGCCGAGAUGGACGCCGCCAUCACCAGCAUCCAGAACGCUACCAAGUCUGGCGGUGCCGCCUCGGACUGGGUCGCUGCGUCGGCCGAGCUCGACAAGCUCAUCCGCUUCAUCACUCGCCACCAGACUUCCAUGACCGCCUCGGCCACCCCUCCUGCCGGCCACAUCCCCCCUGCCUUCCUCCAGACCAUCACCGAGCUCGAGAAGGAUGUCAACGACACGAUUGCUGGCGAGAAGUCGGCCACCAAGAAGAUGCCCGGUGCCAAGAGCAAGGCUCUCAACUCCAUGAAGCAGACGCUCAAGAAGAAGGCCAAGGAGUUUGAGGGUGUCAUUGCCCAGUACACUGCCGACCCCGUCGCGUACACUGCCGCGUACGACGCCGCCAACGUUCCCCCCAAGGUCGAGAAGGUCAAGGUUGCCCGCACCCCCGUCGCCGGCGAGGAGGGCCGCGACGACGACUUCACCACCAUUGGCCGCGGUGGUCGCCAGCUCAACCUUACCGCUGACGGUGUCUUCAAGACCCUCCGCGACAUCUUUGAGCAGCGUGGUAAGAAGAACACGGACCGUGCCGAGACUAUCCGUAUCCUCUCCAAGCUCCUCGAGGUCUCGGAGACGACGUACCAGAAGAUCCGCGUCCUCCUCGCCCUCAUCCCCGCUCGUCUCGACUACUCCCAGAACCUCGCCUCGAUCCCCCACGAGUCGUGGGUCCUGUGCCUCAAGGAGUUUGAGCAGCUCGUCACGCUCCUCCUCCAGCACCAGGAGUACGUUGUCAAGGACAACGUUGAGGAGUACGAUGACCUUGUCGAGCGUGUCCCCGAGAAGGCUGGUGACCGUGUUGCCGUUACCGGCAACCUUGUCAGCCUGCUCGAGAACCUCGACAACGAGUUCACCAAGACUCUCCAGCACACUGACGCGCACGAGCACGGUACCGAGUACAUUGCCCGUCUGCGUGAGGAGGCUCCCCUCUACGUCGCCAUCACCAAGGCGCAGGUGCUCUUCGAGCGUGAGAAGUGGGCCGACCAGACUGUCCGUGCCGUCAUGCGCCGCCUCGAGCACGUCUACUCCAAGCCCGACUCGAUCGUCGACCACUUUGAGGCCGCGGUCGCCCAGUCGGUCGCUGGUCUCCAGUCUGAGAUUACUCCUUUCGGCGUCCAGCGCGACGCCAGCGCCCUUAUCCACCUCCUCUGCGUCUACAUCUACCACUCGGACGCUCCCCUCCUCCGUGCCCGCGCCAUCCUUGCCCACAUCUUCAACCACGCCAUCCACGCCCGCUACCACCAGGCACGCGACCUGCUCCUCAUGUCCCACCUCCAGGACACGAUCCAGCACGCCGACGUCACCACCCAGAUCAUGUACAACCGUGCUCUGGUCCAGCUUGGUCUCGCUGCCUUCCGCCGUGGCUUCAUCAACGAGUGCCAGCAGCUCCUCUCGGAGAUGUUCCAGACCCAGCGCCAGAAGGAGCUCCUCGCCCAGGCUGUCCAGCGCUACAACCUCCAGCUCUCGCCCGAGCAGGAGCUGAUCGAGAAGCGCCGCCUCCUCCCCUUCCACAUGCACCUCAACAUUGAGCUCCUCGAGGCUGCCUACCUCACCUCGUGCAUGCUCGUUGAGAUCCCUCUCCUUGCUUCGGUCGACACCGAGGAGCAGCGCCGCCGCAUCGCUUCCAAGACGUUCAAGCGUCUCCUCGACCUUGCCGACAAGCAGGCUUUCAUGGGUCCUCCCGAGAACACUCGUGACCACAUCAUCAAGGCCUCCAAGGCCCUCCAGGCUGGCGAGUGGGAGCGUGCCCGUGACCUCAUCCUCUCCAUCAAGAUUUGGCAGCUGCUCGACGACGUCAAGGACGUCGAGACGAUGCUCGCUCGCCGCAUCCAGGAGGAGGGCCUGAGGACGUACCUCUUCACCUACGCCCCCUACUACGCCUCGCUCUCCCUCGCCCACCUUGCCGCCACCUUUGACCUUCCCCAGCAGACCGUCACGUCGAUCAUCUCGCGCAUGAUCUACACUGACGAGCUUGCCGCCUCGCUCGACCAGAUUGACCAGGUUGUCGUCUUCCACCGUGUCGAGCAGACCGAGGUUCAGCGUCUUGCCCAGCAGCUCGCCGAGCGCGCUGUCCUCAUGGUCGAGCAGAACGAGAAGACGCUCGACGUCAAGCUUGGCCAGGCUCCCGGAAACGACCGCACGACCAACCGCGACGGACAAGCAGCUGGCGGAUCUGGCGGACGACAGGAGAGGAGAGGAGGAGCGCGUGGCUCAUACCGUGGCCGAGGAAACCGCGGACGUACAGGGUUCAACAGCGGUCUUGGAUCGCGACGAGUGGCUGCCUAGGCGGCCGUAUAGGUGUAGCGUAGAAGUUGCAUGCACGUAUCGGGGAUUG
Vanrija pseudolonga is the source of this 2834-nucleotide messenger RNA. It is a transcript of the gene NIP1, whose product is annotated as Eukaryotic translation initiation factor 3 subunit C. Lineage: Eukaryota; Fungi; Basidiomycota; Tremellomycetes; Trichosporonales; Trichosporonaceae. Gene Ontology annotation, biological process: translational initiation. The record is from RefSeq and is a predicted model, not a curated record. Bases 167 to 2785 code for a protein of 872 amino acids. The transcript is spliced from 3 exons. Gene Ontology annotation, molecular function: translation initiation factor activity; translation initiation factor binding; RNA binding. Gene Ontology annotation, cellular component: eukaryotic translation initiation factor 3 complex.